AUGCAAGCCUCGCAGAAAGUAUUUUUGGACCACGCUUUGGAAUGUCAGGCCUUAAAGUUCGGCAGCUUCACUUUGAAGUCCGGACGUCAAUCGCCAUAUUUUUUCAACAUGGGCUUGUUCAACACAGGAAAACUGUUGGCCACUUUGGCUGCUGCUUACGCCCAGGCGAUCAUUGAAUCUGGAAUCAAGUUUGAUAUUCUUUUCGGUCCAGCUUACAAAGGCAUUCCUUUGGCUGCUGUCACCGUGGCCAAGUUGGCUGAAUUGGACCCAGAGAACUACGGUGACCUUGGCUACUCUUUCAACAGAAAGGAGAAGAAAGACCACGGCGAAGGCGGCUCCAUUGUGGGCUGUGCUUUGGAAGGAAAGAAGAUUUUGAUUAUAGACGAUGUUAUGACCGCAGGAACAGCCAUCAACGAAGCCUUUGAAAUUAUUUCCGCUGAAAAAGGAACUGUGGUGGGUUGUGUCAUUGCCUUGGACAGACAGGAAACUACUGCAGACUCCAACCAGUCUGCAACUCAAGCAGUCAGUGCCAGAUACGGCAUUCCUGUGUUCUCGAUUGUUUCGCUUACAGAUAUCGUCAACCACUUGAAGGAGAAAUUGACGCCAGAAAAAUUGGCGGCCAUCAACGAGUACAGAACCAAGUACUCCCCUCUGCUGUAA
Clavispora lusitaniae ATCC 42720 is the source of this 660-nucleotide messenger RNA. It is a transcript of the gene URA5, whose product is annotated as orotate phosphoribosyltransferase. Gene Ontology annotation, molecular function: orotate phosphoribosyltransferase activity. Gene Ontology annotation, biological process: 'de novo' pyrimidine nucleobase biosynthetic process; pyrimidine ribonucleoside biosynthetic process; pyrimidine nucleotide biosynthetic process. Lineage: Eukaryota; Fungi; Ascomycota; Pichiomycetes; Serinales; Metschnikowiaceae. Gene Ontology annotation, cellular component: cytoplasm. The record is from RefSeq and is a predicted model, not a curated record.